AUGACAGCGGGAUAUCAUCAUGUGAUUCCGAGAAAGGAACCACGCCCAUGUACCGACAUUCUCCGACUGAAAAGUUUGAUCAGACUCAACAGUUCUCCUGCUCCGAAUAUAUAUGCGACGGCUGCGACUGGGUUCCUGAGGAUUCAGGCAAAUUCCCUCCUUUUUAAUACCUUCACGGAGUCCUCAACUCUUCACUCUGAUGGUGCCACGCCCCACUCCCCUGUAGAGUGUACCAGUACGAGGACAUUUGAGGACGCCGUCGAUCACGAGUCGGACAGGAGCGGCACAGAACUACAAGAACUUUUCGUUAUAAAACAGGAGAUAGACUGCCUUCAGGCCGAAUUAGAGGAUAUGAAUGAGAACGAUCUUCAUGAUUCGAACCUAGAAUGUCAUGGAGUAGAUGAUGGGAUGUCCGGGGCAAGUGUGCACCCCUCUUUACCACCAAUACAUCCCGUGGAAUACCUCAAUCCGACCAGCUCCAUCGUAUGCAGUAAACGACUUGAAGAAACUCUCGCAAAGGAUCGAGGUGGUCUACUAGAAAUUCCAGAACGUUUGGAUGGAAAAUUAGGAAGAAGUGAGGAGCCUCGAUAUGGCCGCUUACUCCUGACUACAUCUGCGCCUGCUGCUUCCUUGAGAGAAAUCAUGGAUUCCACAUUGACAAGUCUGAAAUCAUUCCUGCACACGGGCAGAAUAGUGCCCCACGAAUCACAAAAGCGUGUCGAUGUGGAGAAUUCAUUAUGCAUUGCCAAGGCGAAUGAAAGGGAAAUUUCUGCGAAAAGGCAGGACAUGACUGCUCUCUCACAACAUAUGCGGAGGAGAAAGCCGAGAAGAAAGCGGAAACUCAUCAGAUCGCAAUUUGGAAAUGCACGGAAGAGGUCUAUGCCUUCAGUCAACAGUGUGGAAUCGGAGGAGGCGAUGAACAGAAAAUUAGGAGAAACUCGAAAAAGGACUAUGUCAGUUGUGUCUACUACUUGUGAUUCUUCUAAAUCUUUCAAACUUGUAAUCCGACGAGAAAAAUCUUCUGAAUUCUCCAGGGUUCCAAUACUUGAACGUGAGGGAAGUCUCCUCUCAGUGAGCAGCGCUGCGGAGACUUGCUAUACGCAUGCGAAACAGAAUGGUCAACAACAACAACCAAGCUCGAGCUCAUCGGAAAAAGUGCCUCUCCGCUCUCCUAUCCGUAUCAAGAUUGCCCCACUGAAGGCGCCUUCAACAAGCUGUCCUUCGACCCUUGAAAAGGAUUCGUACGACCGCGCGAAGUGGAAAUCUGCUGAGCAAACCUUAUUUGUCGAUGUCAACGAACCCUUUUUGAGGGUGGUGAAAACUGAGAUCGACAGUGAUAAUGAUAUGGUCGGUGUUCAUGAGGAUAUGAGAAGUCCGGAGGUGCGAGAGUUCCGUCUUCGUAGCAUGGCAACGCUUGAAGAGGAAGCAUUAGUUGAAAGCUUGAGGAAACUGAUGGGUAUUCGUUUUGUUGACACUUCUCAUCCGUCAUGGUUCCGAAAAAGAUAUGUUCAAAGUUACAAAAUUCUUCAAAUGUCUUAUAAGCUGAGCGCAGCCAAAAGGUUUCAGGCAUACCAAUAUACACUCAUGCUGAUUGAGCAGAAUAGUAACACCCAGGAACUCAUGCUUGACUUGGAGAAUUUCCGUAGAUACAGAGAAGAGGAGCUUUCCCGCCUCAAACGACAGCUGGAACAUGCUAGAAGGAGUGCUACAGUUUCAGAAGAACAACAGUGGUAA
Cooperia oncophora is the source of this 1734-nucleotide messenger RNA. Lineage: Eukaryota; Metazoa; Nematoda; Chromadorea; Rhabditida; Trichostrongylidae. The record is from the annotation of a GenBank genome assembly.